AUGGCAGGUGUUGUUCGAAUCAAGGCAGGAGACAAUGGCACGCUUGUCGAAGAUGCGGGCGGCAAUUUCAUCGAGGAGCAUGGUGAAAUGAGCGAAAAUAAUGAAAAAAUUGGGGAUAAAAGUUUAAAAAACGGUUUCUGGAACCACGGUUGA
Molecule: messenger RNA, 153 nt
Organism: Sclerotinia sclerotiorum 1980 UF-70
Lineage: Eukaryota; Fungi; Ascomycota; Leotiomycetes; Helotiales; Sclerotiniaceae
Exons: 3
Coding region: 1-153 (50 amino acids)
Source: RefSeq, a predicted model, not a curated record